Messenger RNA from Spizellomyces punctatus DAOM BR117, 749 nucleotides. RefSeq lists its product as uncharacterized. Bases 99 to 602 code for a protein of 167 amino acids. The record is from RefSeq and is a predicted model, not a curated record. Lineage: Eukaryota; Fungi; Chytridiomycota; Chytridiomycetes; Spizellomycetales; Spizellomycetaceae. The transcript has 2 exons.
UCUCGUUGCCCCCCCUUUAUAUAAAGAAGCGUUUGCCGUCUUUUCCCGUCGCCCAUCUUUGACUUUUUUUCCUUCCACUCGAUAACCACCCGUCAAGCAUGAAAUCAAUCGUUGCGUCAACUGCGCUCCUCGCCCUUGGUGCUAUUGCUGGAGUGCAGGCACAAAACUCUUCCAGCGUCUGCGCAGCUCCGUUGCCAUUCGAGGAGUGCUUGAACAAGACUAAUCAACUCGCCGCUACGUGCAGCACUGAUCUUGCGUGCCAGUGUCGGACCUCCAACGUUUACGUGUUUUGCUACGUCAACUUUUGUGGCGGAGUUGGUUCCUCUCACCCGGACUACCCAGCAGCGACAUGCAAACGUAACCAGGUCUGCGCACAGACUUCUCAAAAUAUAACUCAACCGGGAUGGUCAGGCUCUUGCAGCAAUAUUCCUACCAACGGAAAUGGAACUACAAACCCCGGAAAUGGUACAACCGGUAACAACACUGGGAACGGAAACAACAACAGCACGAGCGGCAAAUCUAGCAGCGCAGCCGUGUUUACGCGGGUGGGUCUUAGUGGAUUUGUGGUCGCCGCUGUGGCUGGAUCAGUCUUUUUGCUCUGAGUUUCACCUCUAGCGUGAGAGAAUAACCUUGAAUUAGAGUGCUUAAACUUAUCUACGUAGUCUGUCUGUUUUUGUAUUUACAUAGUAUCAUAGUUGUCCAAUUGCAAAUAAAGUCAUGGCAUAUACAGUACCAUCAUAAGAUCCUGA